Rhizoctonia solani is the source of this 1980-nucleotide messenger RNA. Its product is annotated as Poly(A) polymerase central domain. The transcript is spliced from 14 exons. Gene Ontology annotation, molecular function: poly(A) RNA polymerase activity; RNA binding. The record is from RefSeq and is a predicted model, not a curated record. NCBI's taxonomy places the organism in Eukaryota, Fungi, Basidiomycota, Agaricomycetes, Cantharellales, Ceratobasidiaceae. Gene Ontology annotation, cellular component: nucleus. The coding region runs from base 1 to 1980 and encodes 659 amino acids.
AUGGCUCCGAAUACAGGGUACCUCGGCGUGACCCCUCCCAUUGCGACGACUGGGCCGUCAAAGAUGGAGGAAACUGCGACCGAAGAUCUCAUGAAAGAGCUGCGGAAGCAAGGGAACUUCGAGUCGGAGGAAGAGUCCAAGCUACGACAGGAAGUCCUUGGAAUAGUUCACGAACUUGUCCAGGAAUUCGUCCGCAAAGUCUCCUUGAAGGCAGGCAUGUCUGAACAGGCAGCGAAAAUGGCUGGCGGCAAGAUAUUUACCUUUGGUUCCUAUCGCCUUGGCGUGCAUGGUCCCGGAUCGGAUAUCGACACGCUUUGCGUGGUGCCUAGGCAUGUUACUUAUACCGAUUUCUUUGAAACUUUUGAGCCCAUGCUCAAGGAGAUGAAGGGCGCAACCGAAGUUGCGGGCGUACCCGAGGCGUAUGUCCCAAUCAUUACGGCCAAUAUACGUGGCAUUCCAAUAGAUUUUCUGUGCGCAAGUUUAAAUCGACCCGAUAUUCCCGAUGAUCUUGGAUUGGAAGACAAUAAAAUUCUCGCGGGACUUGACGAACGAACUGUUCGAAGUUUGGGAGGCUCUCGUGUAACAAAUGAUAUCCUGCGACUGGUGCCAAAUCAAGACGUUUUCCGUGAUUCGUUGAGAUGCAUAAAACUCUGGGCCCAACGGCGAGCAAUUUAUUCAAACGUCAACGGUUUCCUGGGAGGUGUAGCAUGGGCGAUGCUCGUGGCCCGAAUAUGCCAGUUGUAUCCCAAUCUCAAUGCAGCGGCCAUUGUACAUCGCUUCUUCAUCAUCAUGCUCCAAUGGAAAUGGCCUCAGCCAAUUCUAUUGCAACAGAUUGAGGAGGAAGUCAAGGAGCUAGAUUUUUCAAAGCGAAUGAACUUCCGAGUUUGGAACCCAAGGCUAUACCCCACAGAUCGCAACCACCUUAUGCCCAUUAUCACCCCGUCAUAUCCUUCAAUGUGCUCCACCCACAACGUUACUCGAUCAACGAUGUCUGUGAUGAAAGACGAGUUUAUGAGGGGUUCCCAGAUUGUAGAGCAAAUAAUGUUCAGGCGUGCCGAAUGGUCUGAAUUAUUUGCUAAACACGACUUUUUCCAAAAAUACCGGUAUUAUUUGCAGAUCAUCGCCUCGUCUGGUAAAGCGGAAGACCAACUGAAAUGGUCCGGUACUGUUGAGUCGAGACUACGACAGUUGGUCAUGAAAUUAGAAUUUGUAGACCAGUUGGAGGUUGCCCAUCCUUUUAUCAAAGGAUUCGAGCAGAAACAUUACUGUUUGGAUGAUGCUGAAGUGCGAGCUGUCGCCCAAGGUGAUGUAUCGCCUGUCAUAGAAAAACGUAAGGAGGAAGAUAUGAAGGACACUCCAGGAGUGAGUGAGGUAUUCACGACUACGUUCUACAUCGGGAUGAAGGUCGCUGAUAAGAAAGCCGGCACAUCUGGGCCAAGAAAACUGGAUAUCUCGUACCCGACAGCUGAGUUUACGAAGCAAGUCAAACAAUGGGAACAGUAUCACGAAGAGACGCACGGCAUCGUAGUUCGUCACAUAAAGAGUUGUGCCUUGCCUGAUCAUGUGUUUGAGGGUGGUGUCCGACCGGUAGUCAUCAAGUCACUCAAACGAUCCAAGUCUUCGAUCAAGGGAACGAAAGGGAAGGACAACGACCUACCUAAUAAGAAAUUCAAGCUCUCAGAUCCAAACGGUGUUGCGCUCCAAGCCAAUGGAACCCCAACUCCAGCAGCUGUAUUAACACCAGCUUCUAUGAAUGGUGGCCAAUAUACACCCAUCUCACCACCUGUUAUUACUGCGGCAGCCAUUUCGGUGAGCACCGCCGCGCCGGUGACUAACACCGUUGCAGCUGGUCUCCAAUCGCUUGCGACCAUCCCAACCUCAAACCCAACCAUCUCACCAGCAUCCGAUCCUAAAAUCGCAAGCCCCCCGGCCGCACGGCUUCCUAAUGGAGAAAAUCUAUCUGUCGCUACUGGCGUAUAG